Oryza sativa Japonica Group (Japanese rice) is the source of this 1394-nucleotide messenger RNA. The record is from RefSeq and is a predicted model, not a curated record. NCBI's taxonomy places the organism in Eukaryota, Viridiplantae, Streptophyta, Magnoliopsida, Poales, Poaceae.
UAUAUUAAUCCAGAUCGAGGCACACAAGAACAGACUAUAGCUACCUAUAUCUAUCUUGUUAUUUCUACCUAGACCUUAAUUAACUCGUUCCGUUCAUCCAUGAUCCAUCUAUAUAUAGACGUCACCCGUGCCUCCAUUCUUCACACCAAAAAUCAUCCCCAAUCUUACAUCAACUACCUACUUCCUACGUAGCCCAGUAACUAUACAUUAUUAAGGCUAACCAGUAACUAACUAAGGCACACGUACGCAAUGGUGGCGCUCGGACGCCGUUCAUGGCUGGUCCCGCUGGCCAUGGUGCUCGCCGUCUCCAGCUGCCUCGCCGGCCCGGCGAUGGCCGCCGGAAAGACCGGGCAGAUGACCGUGUUCUGGGGCCGUAACAAGAACGAGGGAACCCUCAAGGAGACCUGCGACACCGGCCUCUACACCACCGUCGUCAUCUCCUUCUACAGCGUGUUCGGCCACGGCCGCUACUGGGGCGACCUCUCCGGCCACGACCUCCGCGUCAUCGGCGCCGACAUCAAGCACUGCCAGUCCAAGAACAUCUUCGUCUUCCUCUCCAUCGGCGGCGCCGGCAAGGACUACUCCCUCCCGACCUCCAAGUCCGCCGCCGACGUCGCCGACAACAUCUGGAACGCCCACAUGGACGGCCGCCGCCCCGGCGUGUUCCGCCCCUUCGGCGACGCCGCCGUCGACGGCAUCGACUUCUUCAUCGACCAGGGCGCGCCCGACCACUACGACGACCUCGCCCGCAACCUCUACGCCUACAACAAGAUGUACCGCGCCCGGACGCCGGUGAGGUUGACGGCGACGGUGCGCUGCGCGUUCCCGGACCCGAGGAUGAAGAAGGCGCUGGACACCAAGCUGUUCGAGCGCAUCCACGUCCGCUUCUACGACGACGCCACCUGCUCCUACAACCACGCGGGGCUCGCCGGCGUCAUGGCGCAGUGGAACAAGUGGACGGCGAGGUACCCCGGCAGCCACGUCUACCUGGGCCUCGCGGCGGCGAACGUGCCGGGGAAGAACGACAACGUGUUCAUCAAGCAGCUCUACUACGAUCUGCUUCCCAAUGUGCAGAAGGCGAAGAACUAUGGCGGAAUCAUGCUCUGGGACAGGUUCUACGACAAGCAGACCGGUUACGGCAAAACCGUCAAGUACUGGGCUUAAUUAAUUAACCUACUACUACUAUUUACUGCUACUAUGCGUUAAUUUGUGCGUGUGUGUUUGAGAAUAAAAUAUGUUGGUGUGUGUUGGUUUUUUUAUGUAGGUAUAUGAAUAAAACGAGAUCCAUAUGUAACGAUGGAGAUCUCGAGUUGUUUGUUUGUUGGUCAUCAAUCGAAUAAAGUGUAUGAACAAUAUAUCAGAAAUGGUUAUUAUGUAAUUUUGUCUCUUGUUAA